Boeremia exigua is the source of this 981-nucleotide messenger RNA. Its product is annotated as fusicoccadiene synthase. Lineage: Eukaryota; Fungi; Ascomycota; Dothideomycetes; Pleosporales; Didymellaceae. The transcript is spliced from 4 exons. The coding region runs from base 1 to 981 and encodes 326 amino acids. The record is from RefSeq and is a predicted model, not a curated record.
AUGCUCUCCCGCUACUCUGACGUUGUAGAGCGCAGCUCAUAUCGAGAUGAUGGAUUGUCAAAUGGUAUCGAGCUCCGUGUUCAUCGGUCUCAGUAUAUGGAGAUAAUUGGCUCGCUACAUGCACAACGCGAUUGGAGUGAUCUCGUCAGCCCGGUAGUCAGAUACCACGGUGGCCUAGGGGAUAGGUUCAAUUUUGUCAGUGUUACCAUUCCGGACUGCUUGCCAGAGCGACUGGAAAUCAUAGCCUACGCGAAUGAGUAUGCUUUCCUCUAUGACGAUCAACUGGAACGACUAGAUCUGAAGCAGUUUAAAGAGGGCCGUGACGCCAUAUUGCAAGUCUUUUCCGAAGAUGCACUUGCGCCGACUACUUCGACCGAGGGUGCAGCCUCAAGGCCAGAGAAAGAUAUCCAAUUGCAGAUCUUCACUCGAAUGAAGGCCAUCGAUCUUGACCGCGCAGUCACCACAAUGGUAGCAUGGGCAGAUUUUGUAAAUCUUGCCUCAAGAACACGGAUGAAACCUUUCAAGACCCUGGACCAGUACCUGCCGAGCAGAGCGAUCGAUGCUGGCGAGCUGUUCUGGUUCGGCAUGCUCACUUUCGCUCAAGGCUUGACAAUACCGACUUUCGAGGUUGAAACAUGCAUGCGCCUGGCCCGCCCUGGCUAUGAAGCUAUCAGUCUCGUCAAUGACGUCUACUCGUGGCCGAAAGAAAGAGUUGAAGCCGAUGAGGCCGGUCAAGACUACGUCUUCAAUGCUGUAUGGGUGGUCAUGGGAGAAAGGCGCUGUGAUGAAGAAGCGGCUUUGUGUAUCUGCCGCGAAAAGAUACAAACACUAAUUGAGCAGUUCGAGCUGAACUUGGAGCAUUCGGAAGACCUUAACUUGUCAAUCCAGAGCCAGCAGUAUCUUGCAUGUGUUAGGCAAAGUUAUGUUGGGAACCUGAUCUGGAGUAUAUAUUGCCCACGAUACCAAGAUGCUAGUGUUUAG